UUCAAGAUGGCGGACGAAAUAGCGCGGGAAACAACAAUUUCUUGAGACAGACAUUUUGGCGUAUUUUUACAUUUUCCGAGCAAUAGUAGUCAGCGUCAGGCAUCAUUAACCGAUAAUUUCUUUAUUUUUAACAAAAUGGGGAAAAAAUCAUCCAAAGGCAAGGAGAAAAAGCUCAAAAGGAAGGAGGAAAUGGCCAAAGUUAGUGCUGCCCAAGCUGUUAUUGAUGUUGCUAAUGAGGUGAAAGAUCCCUUGGCACCACUAACUGCCUUCAAGACAUUCAAAAGAAAUGGGUUGGAUCUCUGCAUUGAAUGCAAACGACUACAAGACAUGCCUACUGAGGAUAUCAACUGGGCAUUUGACCUCACAAAACACAACAUGCAAUUACUUUAUGAAAAUAGCAGCUGGGGAUGGAAUGACAAAAAGAAGAAAGAAGAAAUGACAGAAGAUAAAUCACGAUAUUUGAUUGCCAGGGCAGAAUCUGGAAAAGCUGUGGGAUUCUCACAUUUUAGGUUUGACUUGGAGGAAGGAGAUGAAGUGCUUUACUGCUAUGAAAUCCAAGUGGAAUCUGAGGCAAGGGGCAAAGGACUUGGGAAAUUCCUAAUGCUGAUUUUAGAGAUGAUGGCUCACAGAGCCCAGAUGAAGAAAGUCAUGCUAACAGUGUUUAAGGAGAAUGAGAGAGCGCAAAAUUUCUUCAUCAAGAUUAUGAAGUUCCAGACAGAUGAGACUUCACCAGCCAUCUGGGAUCCAAUGAACUCUGAGGAUUAUUGUUAUGAUAUCCUGAGCAAAACUUUGGUGAGAAAAGCUUCUACAAACAGUGACAUGGGCACCAAAGACACAGCUGCUUAAACCUUCAUUAGACUUUUUUAUCAACCCCCAUCUUCUUAUUCUAUCGUAUCCCCUACUCCCUGUCAUCCAUUUCCUUUCCUAUGCACUUAACUAAUUAUUGUUAAUGUUUAUUGAGAAAAGGAAAUAAUUGCAUUCAGAUGUCUCUGAGAAGAUUAUGAUGAGUGUAAAAGUGUGAGGAAUCCUAUUUUAAGUCUCCUAAGUUAGACUCCUCCAUUUAUAACUUAAGCUUAUUUCUACUGCUAAUCAGAAUGUUUCAGCAUGAUCACUUAGGUAAUUGUAAAAGUGUAUGUUCAUUAGUUUUAUGGAGUAUAAAUUAGGUUUUAGAGAAACUCUUGCAAGGAAGGCUUAAUCAGUUUUGACUCAUGGCAAGUGCUCUUAAUUAUGCUUGCAAGAACACAGACUUAUACUAUGUAAAAUGUAAGUUGAAAAAAUUGUUUUCAGUGUAUCAUGAGUUUGGGAAAAACUUCCCCAUGAGAAAUCAAACUUCAGACCUAAGGAUUCCCCAUUUCAUCACUCCACCACCAGGCUAUCACUAAGUUCCAAUUUAUCACACAUUCUACUUACUACAGCUAAAUAGUAAUAGAGAUAAAUAGUUAGAGUAAAUUUUUAAAUAGUAUUAGCAGUUCAGCAGCAAUUGAGCUAAAGAGAAAGAGGUGAAAUAGCUUUUGCUUAUAGCAAAACUUUUAAGAAAAUGAAAUAAACCAGGCUGAUUUGUAUUUGUUCUUUUGCUAAGGUGACAACAUUUUGUUACAGAAUAUGUUAACUUUUACCAAAGAGAUUACUCUUAACUGAUGUGGUGAUAACUUAACCAGCAUGGUGAAAGUUAAUAAAAACUGUUUUGAGA
Molecule: messenger RNA, 1690 nt
Organism: Stylophora pistillata
Lineage: Eukaryota; Metazoa; Cnidaria; Anthozoa; Scleractinia; Pocilloporidae
Product: N-alpha-acetyltransferase 40
Cellular component (GO): nucleus
Molecular function (GO): protein N-terminal-serine acetyltransferase activity; histone H2A acetyltransferase activity; histone H4 acetyltransferase activity
Source: RefSeq, a predicted model, not a curated record